This is a messenger RNA of Anopheles funestus (African malaria mosquito), 1342 nucleotides long. RefSeq lists its product as uncharacterized. The record is from RefSeq and is a predicted model, not a curated record. NCBI's taxonomy places the organism in Eukaryota, Metazoa, Arthropoda, Insecta, Diptera, Culicidae. The transcript is spliced from 4 exons. The coding region runs from base 343 to 1140 and encodes 265 amino acids.
CGGUACGUCGGCGUUAGUAGCUGAUCAGAACUUCACCAGUGCUGUUCUAAAAUCCGGUUCCCUGCAAGUGCUUUGCUCUCUGCUUUCCAACCGAUUAGUAGCAGCCGCAAGCGACCCGCAAGUGCAAGUGUGUAGCAAACAUCUUUUUCCGAAGAGCAACUUAGCUUACUUCGGCCCUCUGUCGUCGGUCGGUCUCUGGCCGUCCUUGACGUAUUGUGUGUGUGUGCGUGCGACUGGCAGGCCAAGUUCAAACCGGCUGCUUCACCGGUACCGACUCGUCACCAAACACCGGCGAAUCUUACCGAGGUUCGAAUACGGAGACCACCAUCGGAAGGUAUCGGAAUGAGAGCGGCGACAACGCACAGCAAGGGCAUGGUGGAUCGGCUGCUGACAGUGGUCUACAUUCUGGUCACUGUCGGGGCCAUGAUCAGUCUCGUUGGUGCCGGUUUGCCUUCCGUUCUGCGUGCCUGUCCCCGUAACGCCACCGACCUAAACCAAUGCAUUAUCGAUGUGGUGAACGAGCUGCGGCCACGGUUGGCGACGGGAGAUUUCGGCGAAAACUUUACCAUCACCUCCCUGGAACCAAUCAAGAUCGACCGUUUGAAGAUUGAGCGGGGUGAGAACUUUAAAGCUAACUUUACCAACUUCCGCAUUAGCGGAGCUACACACGAGAAGACGGGAUUCAUUGUGAAGAAGUUGAAAACCGACAUAGACAAUCGUCAGAUUAAUGCGACUCUGCUUCUGCCGAAGCUGCAGGUCAAUUCGAAGUACUCCCUCAAGAUGAGCAUUUUGGUGCUGCAAAUUAACGGUGAUGGUGACCUGCAGGUGAAUUUGACCGACACGAAGGUAAGCCUAAAGCUAACGUUCUACACGGAAAUGGUCGACGGGGAGGAAUACUUCCGGUUCAAUCCGAUCAAUCUGCGCGUGAAGUUCGGCAAAGCACGGUUCUAUCUGAAGAAUUUGUUCAACGGUGAUCCCACGCUGGAGAUGAUCGGCAAUCAGGCGAUCAACGAAAAUCCGGACGUACUGCUGGACGAGGUGAAGAGCGGCAUUGAGGAGAAUUUGGCCAAACUGUUCACCAAGAUUGCCAACGAAGUGGUAAAGGAUGCAUUGUUCGAAGAAGUGUUUCCCUGGAGCUAAGUGAGCUUUGUGAUAGGCGGUUUGGCAAGCAGCGCAAUGGGCAGGCAAACUACACACGAAAGAACAUAAAUUGACAAAAUCAAACAAUUCAGCAUGUUGUGAUGUGUUCCUUGAAAUCUGUUGCGGCAUUAUGUUUUGAGGCGGAUUUGAAGGAGCUAUUGAUACAAUAAAUAUGGAAACUGUGUUUUAUUUUUUCGUAAAA